This is a messenger RNA of Beta vulgaris subsp. vulgaris (sugar beet), 1356 nucleotides long. RefSeq names its product transcription repressor OFP8. The coding region runs from base 203 to 1222 and encodes 339 amino acids. The transcript has a single exon. Gene Ontology annotation, biological process: negative regulation of DNA-templated transcription. NCBI's taxonomy places the organism in Eukaryota, Viridiplantae, Streptophyta, Magnoliopsida, Caryophyllales, Amaranthaceae. The record is from RefSeq and is a predicted model, not a curated record.
UUUUUGUAUGGAUUUAGUUUGGCCCUUCUAAAAAAAAUUAAAAUAAAGGAAUUGACCUUCUUAAAUAAUCAUUAAAUUUAUUUAAACAUUUGAAAAAGAGAGCUUAUUAUAGCUUCUAUUUAAUCUACAAGAUCCUCCAUUUACCACCCCCUCUCCUUCCCCUAAAGAAAAAAGUUCAACUUUUUUCUCUCUUCCUCUAAAAAUGGAAAAAGAGAACAAAUUCAAGCUAAAACUCCCUAGAAUCUUCACUUCUUCUUGCAAAACCCAAAAUAUUUCUGAAGUUAUUGAUCAUAAAAAUCCAAUCUUUACCCCUCAAAACACAAUCUUUCUCCACACCCCAUUAAUGGAAGUUUCUCAACUACAAGAAGAAGAAGAAGAUCCUAAUUAUUCCCCUGUAAUUAAAUUUAAACAAAUUCCAUCAUCAUCAUCUUCUUCAAUGAUGUAUUGUAAGCCUAGAUGUCCUGAAACUUUUGACCAAAUGGUUAGAGAAAAUUGCAUUAUCACCGGAAACCCUUUUCCUCGCCGGAAAAUCGCCGGAAAAUACUCACUUUUAUCGCCGGCAGGUGAAUAUUCCGGUGGCCGGAGAUGUCCUCCUGCAUCCCCUGCAACUCCACUGUUUUCUCAAAAAAAGAAGAAAAAGAAGAAGAAAAAGAGAGUAAACAACAAAAAUGAAAAUACCCAUUUGAAGAAUUUGAUGAAAAAUGAAUACCCAAAUAAGUUUAAUCAUUACUCUUCUUCAAAUGAGACUGAUAUUGGUGAUUGGUUUAGUAGUGAUGAUGAAAGAGAAGAAGAUGAAACAGAGACUUUGUUUUCUUUAAAGUCUAUGUCAUUUUCUUCUAAAUCAAUCUCUCUUUCAUCUGAUUCAGACCGGCCUAAGUCAGUCCGGACUCGAACCCGGCCUCGGUCUAGGACUCGUAGACCGAAGCCGGGUUCGAGGUUUAAGAGAGAAAAUGUAGGUGUGGAGGAAGAAGAGGAGGUUGGAAUGGUGCCAUUACAAGGGAAGGUGAAGGAUACAUUUGCAGUAGUGAAGAGUUCAAGUGAUCCUUACAAUGAUUUUAGGACAUCAAUGGUGGAGAUGAUAAUUGAGAAACAAAUAUUUGGAACUAAAGAAUUAGAGGAACUUUUGCAAUGUUUUUUAUCUCUUAAUUCUCCUCAUCAUCAUAGGGUUAUUGUUGAUGUUUUUACUGAGAUUUGGGAUGCACUUUUUUCUUAUUGUUCUUAAUUAUUUCCCUCCAAAAAAAAGUUGUUUUUUUGGAUGUUCAAAUGAGUGAUGAUCAAGUAUUAGUUUGUAAUGUUGUACUAACUAUUUUUAUCAUUAUUGACUGUAUUAAUUCAUGGAGUUUCUUCAGCUUAUCA